GUUAUUCUGGCAUGGUUCAUGAAAGUCAAGAACUUCAUAAGUCAACUCUUAUUGAACAAACAGUAAAAGGAGCCAUAGCAGGUUCGUGAAUGUUUAUUGGUCUGCUAAGUUUAUUACAGGUGGAGUCACUGGGGCGAUUGAGAUUUGCAUCACUUUCCCGACUGAAUAUGUUAAGACACAAUUACAACUUGAUGAACGUAUGGGUAGUGCCAGACAAUAUUCGGGGCCCAUCGACUGUGUGAAGAAGACAGUGGGAUCUUAUGGUUUUCGUGGUUUGUAUCGAGGUUUACCUGUUCUCCUAUAUGGUUCUGUUCCCAAGUCGGCUGUCAGAUUUGGAGCAUUUGAAGAGUUUAAGCGUCAUAAUUUAUCUUCAGAUGGAACUCUUACAGCUGGAAGAAAACUUUUAUGUGGUUUAGGUGCAGGAGUUUGUGAAGCUAUAAUGGUAGUUACUCCGAUGGAAACCAUUAAAGUGAAAUUUAUUAAUGAUCAAACAUCUAAAAAUCCACAUUAUCGUGGUUUUUUCCAUGGCUGUGGCUGUAUCGUCAAAGAACAUGGGAUUACUGGUUUGUAUAAAGGUGUAACACCGACAAUUCUGAAACAAGGAAGUAAUCAAGCCAUUCGUUUCUUUGUAAUGGAAACUUUGAAGGAUGGUUAUCGACAGUAUCGAGGUGACAAAGCUACUGGACUACCUGUCCCAAAACUACUAACUGGAUUAUUUGGGAUUAUUGCUGGUGCAGCAUCCGUCUAUGGAAACACACCUCUGGAUGUUGUCAAAACUCGAAUGCAAGGCCUUGAUGCACAUAAGUAUAAAAAUACACUUCAUUGCGCUUGGAAAAUAUGGACUGAAGAAGGCUUUUUUGCUUUCUAUAAAGGUACUGUACCUAGACUAGGUCGUGUCUGUUUAGAUGUUUGUAUUAGCUUCAUGAUUUAUGAUUCAUUUAUGGAGAGUUUUCACAAAAUAUGGGACACAAAGAAAUCUUAAAAUAUUUUCAUUUUUAUGCAUUUAUAUUAUUCUUGGUUGUGACGAAAUUCUCAUAUAUCUAUAUAGAAAACAGUAAUUUUAUAGCACAAUAGUCCAUUCACUUUCUAUUUAUAUUUGAAUCUGAUAAAAAAAUAUUUGAAUAAAGAAGUAGAUGGAGAAGAUGAAUACACUUGUUGUAUCCAAUUAUACUUAUUUCUGUAUUUAUCCAUACACAUUUAAAUAAAUCAUUCCAAGCUUUCUUUAUAUAUUUCUCAUAUGGUUGUGCUAGUCUUCUUUGGUUGUGCAAUAAUUCAUACAAAAUCGGUGAUAUGUUUAUUAUUCUUUCGAAAUAAAUAGAUUGUCGAAUUUAUUUCUGUUUAUCUACAAUCGAUUGUUUCAUGUUUUUUUUAUAAGAAACAAACUUUACUCUCCCUUUCUAUUUUUUUUUCUUGUUUGAUUUAUUCCCUUUCUCGAUGGAUUUUUCUUUUUUUUGAAAAAAAGAUAAUCUAUUGUUCACUAUUAAAAUCUACCAGUUUGAUGAUAUCGAUUUUUAUGAGUUAACUGAUUUGCACUUGGAUUAAAUAUGAUGACAGUUUUUUAAUCUCUUUCAAUAUGUAUAUCAAUACCAUUAUUUAUUUAUUUGUUUAUUCACUAAAUGAUUAUUAUUAUUAUUGGUAUAAGUAUUUUUAUUUAUAAACUCUUCUAAUCAAUGUCAAAUUACACCCAAUAAAUGUUUACUAUAUACAUCUCAUGUCUAAACUUGUUUAAUGUAAAGGGUUACUGUUAGAUACCUUACAUUGUUUUUGUGUAUUUAUUUUCGUUUACUUGCACUGAGUCAUUAUGAUGGGAUAGGGAGUGCUGCAUUAUUUAACUAAUUAAGAUCAGCAUUGCUAAUUUGAUCGAAUCUACUUAAAUGGUUGGAGUGACAAUUAGACUCACGGAGCAAAUCUCGAAACUCUAAUCGAAUGAAUUUCAAAAGACAUAGUGACUAUCUAA
Messenger RNA from Schistosoma spindalis, 1957 nucleotides. NCBI's taxonomy places the organism in Eukaryota, Metazoa, Platyhelminthes, Trematoda, Strigeidida, Schistosomatidae. The record is from the annotation of a GenBank genome assembly.